Messenger RNA from Phymastichus coffea, 483 nucleotides. RefSeq lists its product as uncharacterized. The transcript has a single exon. Lineage: Eukaryota; Metazoa; Arthropoda; Insecta; Hymenoptera; Eulophidae. Gene Ontology annotation, molecular function: nucleic acid binding. The coding region runs from base 1 to 483 and encodes 160 amino acids. The record is from RefSeq and is a predicted model, not a curated record.
AUGUUUGAUAAAUACGAGCCUCUUAUAUAUGGCUUUGUGGACUCCCUUGAAAUUUUCAAGAACUUAUUACCCGGACGAAAAACCUACAAAUUAGAAGCUUUAGCAGAUAAUUAUGGAAUAAGCACAAUUGGUGCACACAAUGCCUUAGCUGAUGUAAAAAUGCUUUCUUGUAUUCUUACAAAACACCCUGUGAUCGAGAUGGAUCUGAUAAAAUAUAUGCAAACUUUGGCCAAUUACGUAAAAAUUGCAAUUGCUCAAAAAGAUCUUUCUCCCCUUGACUCAGUAAUUUCGGAAGAAAUGAAAAAAAGGAUGGUCAACACUGACAUGACGAUGGCACUAUUGCAAAAGACAUUUGCAAUUAACAAUUACGAAGGUAUUGCUGAGUUAUUUUCAGAAAAAGUUAAUGGAAAAGUGCGCGUGAGUAAAGCGCGGUCUGUGAUAAAAAAAGUCGCUGACUUCUUAGCAAAUGCGAGUAUUAGUUGA